AUGGAUUUCGAGAAGAUUAAGGUUGCGAAUCCGAUCGUGGAGAUGGACGGUGAGCCUCGACCGGACUCUGUUCCUCGUUCCCGCAGUUGCUUUUAGUUGCUGUUCUUCCUCUAGAUGGGGCCCUUUCGAAUUGGUCAGUAUUUCUCGAUGGUAAAGCCUCGCCCUCUGUUGGAGACAUUUAAGCUGACAUCCGCCGUAUCCUGGCCGGGAUCCUGAGAAGUAGAUGUGUCCAUGGUUUGACGUUUCUCGAAUUCUCCUCUUCAUCAAUGCUCUUCGGGUGUGGACAUUUUUCGCUUAGCAUAGUUUGUGGAAUUUUCUUUGUGGAACAUUUGUCCAUCGGUUUUCUUAUUCAUUUUCCUCGAAAAAUAGCUUUUAUCUAUUUACCGGUGCAGGUUUAUAGUGUCUUCUCUGGUAAUUAUCAAUGUUAGGUGGUCAAUUUUUAUUUAUUUAUCAAAAUUCAGGUCUCUGCUCUUUUUUUUAUAAAAAAUAUUGAUUUAAAUUCCUGAAUCUCGUAUUUGAAUUCAGGCGACGAGAUGACUCGUGUCUUCUGGAAAUCAAUCAAGACUAAGGUAAUCAUUCAUAGUCUCUUGGCUAUUACGAAUUCUUCCUUUCUCAUCUUCUUUUGCCUACAUUGGUCACUUGCCCGCUGAAUCUAGUCUUAUGAUCAAUGUGCAGCUCAUCUUCCCAUUCUUGGAUUUGGACAUCAAGUACUUUGAUCUAGGGCUCCCUAACCGUGACGCAACCGAUGAUAAAGUUACAAUUGAGAGUGCAGAAGCCACACUCAAGUAAGCCUCAUACGUUCUUACAGUAUGCACUCUCAGCAUAUUUCUUAUUGCAAAGAGGUAUUUUAGAAUACUAUAUUUGUCUCUUAAUAAUCCUGGAGUUUGAGAGUUCUCUUAGCUUGAUUCGGUAAUUUGGAGGCUCAUUUGACGUCUGACGAUUUUUUUUUCAUACACGACUAGAUCAUCAUCAGGAAAUAUGUAUUUUUUUCAUUUUUCUGUCUUAAUGUUACCUUUUUUAUCCUGAAAACUGAUGCAGUUACCCUUUUUUCGUGCCUUUUUACUGGGCUGAAUUGUCUUAAUUAUUUUAGGUACAAUGUCGCUAUCAAGUGUGCUACAAUAACCCCAGGUGUCGUCUAACUAGUGCCAUCAUUUUCCUCUCAUCAGCCAAACAAUUCAUGUUUGAUUUGCUUCCAAGACAAAGUUUUUGUUGCCCAAGAAAUCCAUAAUAAUUUGAUAAAGUCAACUCAAUGUUCAUGCAGAUGAGGCUCGUGUCAAGGAAUUCAACUUGAAAUCCAUGUGGAGAAGUCCUAAUGGAACCAUCAGGAAUAUUUUGAAUGGUCGGCAUUAUACAGUGUGGUUAUAAUAGGCCGUGUGAUCUUUACUACAUUAACACCGCACAGGCUUGCUUGUAUAUUUUUGUUGCAGGUACGGUGUUCAGGGAGCCUAUUAUCUGCAAAAAUGUUCCUCGACUUGUUCCUGGUAUUUAGAAUAAUGUCAACAUGUUAUUCUUAUUUAACUGUCAACUUUUAUUCAAUUCUUGUAUUUUUCUUAGGCUGGACGAAGCCCAUUUGUAUUGGAAGGCAUGCUUUUGGCGAUCAAUAUCGAGCCACAGACACAGUAAUCAAAGGGCCCGGGAAGCUGAAGCUGGUCUUUGGUGAGGAGCCUCUACUGGAAGACUGAUUCUGAUCUGGGUGCGGCAUCUGCUUGUUAAGUUGGCCUUUGUGUCAUCACUCUUUCAGAGGGAAAAGAGGGGAACGUGGAAUUCGAAGUAUUUAACUUCAUGGGCGCAGGGGGAGUAGCACUAUCGAUGUAUAACACUGAUGAAGUAUAUAUUUCAACCGACUCUUUUGGUGCUUCAGUUUAUAAUCCCAGUUUAUUAUCUAACCAUAUGGCAUCUUCUGGCGGAUGUUUUAACAGUCUAUUCGUGCUUUUGCCGAAGCCUCGAUGAACACUGCUUACCUGAAAAAAUGGCCUCUUUAUUUGAGCACGAAAAAUACAAUACUGAAGAAAUAUGAUGGAAGGUCUGUUGCCCAGCUUUCAUUAAUUAUUUCAACCUUAUAUCUUCGUGAUUUUUUUUAUUUGAUUCUUUAUUGUUCUCUGUAUUACAGGUUCAAGGAUAUAUUCCAAGAGGUGUAUGAAACUAGCUGGAAAUCGAGGUUUGAGGCUGCAGGCAUCUGGUAUACUUUUACUCAUACAACACCUCUUCCCUAGACCACUGAAUCUUGUAUUUACUCAGAAAUCAACUUCCAGGUACGAGCAUCGGCUCAUUGAUGAUAUGGUUGCAUAUGCACUUAAGAGUGAAGGAGGCUACGUGUGGGCCUGCAAGAACUAUGAUGGAGAUGUGCAGAGUGAUUUUCUAGCUCAAGGUGGAGAUUCUUAUUUCCCGUUGGACCAAUUUUACUGAUUUCUUGGUCAAUCAAUCUUUCCUAAAAAGAAAAAAAUAGAUUUCUGCUUCAAGGAAGCAGAAAACGAGAUUCCAUUGAUUCAAUUAAAUUCAAUAUAUUUAUUUAUUUAUUUAUUUCCUCUACAGGCUUUGGAUCUCUGGGACUGAUGACAUCGGUUCUUGUGUGCCCUGAUGGGAAAACAAUAGAAGCGGAAGCUGCGCAUGGUACAGUGACGCGCCAUUACCGUGUUCAUCAGAAAGGAGGUGAAACUAGCACAAAUAGCAUUGCUUCAAUAUUUGCUUGGUCACGUGGGCUUGCUCAUAGGUAUGCUAUUCAUGAAUGAACCAAAAAAAAAAGAAAAGCAUUGGCAGCCUAAUUAUCACGUAUUUCUGUCCCUACAUCAUAUCAUUUUAUCCUCAGUAUUGUAACUCCGACCCUGAAAGUCCGCCAUGUGAGAUGACCAACCCUACGAGGACAGCUGAGGAGGUUUCAAUUCUGCAGGGCGAAGCUAGACGGCAACACCAGGCUGCUGGACUUCACUAGCAAACUGGAGGCGGCGUGUGUUGGGGCAGUCGAGUCAGGAAGGAUGACCAAGGAUCUUGCCUUACUCAUCCAUGGCCCAGGGUAAUCACACCGCGGCUUAAGUUGACUCUCCAAUCAUAAAACAGGGUCAAAGAAUCCUAAUAGUCAACCCUCUACUUGCUAUUAUUGUCAGUGUCACCCGUGCCCAGUACUUGAGCACAGAGGAAUUCAUCGACGCCGUGGCUGACGAGCUGAGGGCCAGGCUCUCGGCUAAAUCGAAGCUUUAG
This is a messenger RNA of Spirodela intermedia, 3195 nucleotides long. NCBI's taxonomy places the organism in Eukaryota, Viridiplantae, Streptophyta, Magnoliopsida, Alismatales, Araceae. The record is from the annotation of a GenBank genome assembly.